This is a messenger RNA of Suncus etruscus (white-toothed pygmy shrew), 945 nucleotides long. RefSeq names its product olfactory receptor 998-like. Gene Ontology annotation, molecular function: odorant binding; olfactory receptor activity; G protein-coupled receptor activity. The transcript has a single exon. Gene Ontology annotation, biological process: sensory perception of smell; G protein-coupled receptor signaling pathway. The record is from RefSeq and is a predicted model, not a curated record. Gene Ontology annotation, cellular component: membrane. Lineage: Eukaryota; Metazoa; Chordata; Mammalia; Eulipotyphla; Soricidae. The coding region runs from base 1 to 945 and encodes 314 amino acids.
AUGGAAGAUAAGAAUCAGACAAGAGUGACAGAAUUUCUCUUCUUGGGUCUCACUGAUCAACUCCAUCAGCAGAUUCUUCUAUUCUUCACACUUCUCUUUAUUUAUCUUUUCACUCUAGGUGGAAAUUUGGGCAUGAUCAUCAUCAUAUGCAUCAGUCCCAGACUUCACACUCCUAUGUACUUUUUUCUUAGACACUUGUCUUUUGUAGAUAUAUGUAUGUCUUCUUUAGUUGCUCCCAAGAUCCUAUGUGAUGUCUUUGCAAAGAAAAAAUCCAUUUCUUUCAUGGGAUGUGCUACACAGUUGUGGUUCUUUGGUAUCUUUGUGGCAAUGGAAUGUUUUCUUCUGGCUACCAUGGCCUAUGAUCGGUAUAUGGCCAUCUGUAAGCCCUUGCUAUAUACACUCAUUAUGUCUCAGAGGGUCUGUGUGCAGCUGGUGAUAGGACCUUACAUCCUGGCUCUUAUAAGUACCACAACUCACACAGUUCUGGCAUUUGGCUUGCCCUUUUGUGGUUCAAAUAUUAUCAAUCACUUUUUCUGUGAUAUUUCUCCAUUGCUCUCCUUAGCAUGUGCAGACACCUGGAUCAACAAGGUAGUGCUCUUUGCCUUUGCUGGAUCUAUAGGCGUAUUCAGUGGCCUGAUUAUUAUGUUGUCCUAUGUUUUUAUUCUGCUGGCCAUUCUGCGGAUGCAGACUGUUGAUGGGAGGCGGAAAGCUUUCUCUACUUGCUCAUCUCAUCUGGCAGCUGUCUCCAUCCUUUAUGGGACUCUUUUCUUUAUCUAUGUUCGUCCUGCCGCAACUUCCUCCCUGAAUAUCAAUAAAGUGAUUUCUCUGUUUUAUACUGUGGUGAUCCCCAUGUUGAAUCCCCUCAUUUAUAGUUUGAGAAACAAAGAAGUUAAAGAUGCAGUCAGGAAGAAAUUUGAAAGGAAAAGUCCUCUAGGAGGUAAAUAG